AUGCAUCGACCAAAACCCCAUAUUCGAGUUUAAUAAGAGAAAGACAUUUUGGAUGGAUUCAGUAGAUUAUAAUAAGUCUAGCCUCUAAUUCAGAUAAAUCCUACUGUAGAUAAAAUUCCUAAUAUGAAAAAAAUUCGACUUUUAGAAGACAGAUACACAUAAAUAGAAAAAGAUAAUAGAUUGUUAUUGGAAAAAAUUACAAAUAUAAUGAAGAGUGAAACUACUCGAGUUGGUAGACCAAAACGUGCUUCUAGUUUUGAAUGUAGAAAAAAAAGUGAAUAAUAACAAAUCAGAAAAGAAAAUCAAAUGUUGUUAUCAAAAAUAAGUAAUAAAAAAUCAUAUUAUUCUAAAAACCAUUUUGAUAAAGAAUGGAAUAAAACAAAAUAAUAUUUUAUGAAUCUUGGAGGUUUACGUAGUUUAAGUUAAAAAUAAAAAGAAUUUAACCAUUCAUUCUACUAUUGA
Messenger RNA from Paramecium pentaurelia, 462 nucleotides. Lineage: Eukaryota; Ciliophora; Oligohymenophorea; Peniculida; Parameciidae. The record is from the annotation of a GenBank genome assembly.